Molecule: messenger RNA, 1714 nt
Organism: Panthera uncia (snow leopard)
Lineage: Eukaryota; Metazoa; Chordata; Mammalia; Carnivora; Felidae
Gene: TFCP2L1
Product: transcription factor CP2 like 1
Exons: 15
Coding region: 95-1714 (539 amino acids)
Biological process (GO): regulation of transcription by RNA polymerase II
Cellular component (GO): nucleus
Molecular function (GO): RNA polymerase II cis-regulatory region sequence-specific DNA binding; DNA-binding transcription activator activity, RNA polymerase II-specific
Source: RefSeq, a predicted model, not a curated record
CCGAGCGCGGUUUCCAGCAGGCGGCCGGACGUCGGCGCGGCCCGCGGCCGGUUUGCUGCCACGCCUGGGUCGCGGCGGGCGCGGAGCCGCAGCCAUGCUGUUCUGGCACACGCAGCCCGAGCACUACAACCAGCACAGCUCCGGCAGCUACCUGCGCGAUGUGCUCGCCCUGCCCAUCUUCAAGCAAGAGGAGCCGCAGCUGUCCCCCGAGAGUGAGACCCGCCUGCCGCCCCUGCAGUAUGUGCUGUGUGCUGCCACGUCCCCGGCCGUGAAGCUGCACGAAGAGACCCUGACCUAUCUCAACCAAGGUCAGUCUUAUGAAAUCAGGCUGCUGGAGAAUCGGAAGCUGGGAGACUUUCAAGAUCUGAACACGAAAUAUGUCAAGAGCAUUAUCCGAGUGGUUUUCCACGACCGCCGGCUGCAGUACACGGAGCACCAGCAGCUGGAAGGAUGGCGGUGGAGCAGGCCCGGGGACCGGAUCCUGGACAUCGAUAUUCCACUGUCUGUUGGUAUCUUGGACCCCAGGGCCAGCCCGACCCAGCUGAACGCUGUCGAGUUUCUGUGGGAGCCUUCGAAGAGAGCCUCUGCAUUCAUUCAGGUACACUGUAUCAGCACAGAAUUCACCCCGAGGAAGCACGGGGGUGAGAAGGGGGUGCCUUUCCGAGUACAGAUUGACACAUUUAAGCAGAACGACAAUGGGGAAUACACAGAGCACUUGCACUCCGCCAGCUGCCAGAUCAAGGUGUUCAAGCCAAAGGGAGCUGACCGGAAACAGAAGACCGACCGGGAAAAGAUGGAGAAGAGAACUGCCCAAGAGAAGGAGAAGUAUCAGCCGUCCUACGAGACCACCAUUCUCACAGAGUGCUCCCCGUGGCCCGACAUGGCCUAUCAGGUGAACAGCGCCCCGUCUCCCAGCUACAAUGGCUCUCCAAACAGCUUUGGCCUCGGCGAAGGGAACAGCUCUCCGACCCACCCAGUGGAGACCCUGCCCUUGGGCAAUGACCACCUGCUUCCAUCGGCCUCGAUCCAGGAUGCCCAGCAGUGGCUGCACCGAAACAGAUUCUCACAGUUUUGCCGGCUCUUUGCCAGCUUCUCGGGUGCUGACUUGCUUAAGAUGUCUCGAGACGAUUUGGUCCAGAUCUGUGGCCCUGCCGAUGGGAUCCGGCUCUUUAAUGCCAUCAAAGGCCGGAACGUGAGGCCGAAGAUGACCAUUUACGUCUGUCAGGAGCUGGAGCAGAACCGAGCGCCCCUGCAGCAGAAGCGGGAUGGUGGUGGGGACAGCAGUCUGUGUGUGUACCACGCCAUCUUCCUGGAGGAGCUGACCACCUUGGAGCUGGUUGAGAAGAUUGCCAACCUGUACAGCAUCUCCCCCCAGCACAUCCACCGAGUCUAUCGGCAGGGCCCCACCGGCAUCCACGUGGUGGUCAGCAACGAGGUGAGCGCUGCCCAGCCCCGACUUGCGGCCCGGGUCUUGGGGCUACGGGGAGGCACCCCCUGGGGCUUGGGGAUGACUUCCAUCCAGAGAUGGCUGCUAAGUCUCAUCCGCGUGCCACAUGCCCUUGACUGUACCCGGAGCGCAGGGGGAGAGAGUUCUGUGGCUCUAAAUAGUUCUCUAAUGGUGCAGAAUUUCCAGGAUGAGUCUUGUUUUAUCCUCAGUACCUUGAAAGCUGAGAGCAAUGAUGGCUACCACGUCAUCCUGAAAUGUGGCCUCUGA